Caenorhabditis sp. 36 PRJEB53466 is the source of this 1627-nucleotide messenger RNA. Lineage: Eukaryota; Metazoa; Nematoda; Chromadorea; Rhabditida; Rhabditidae. The record is from the annotation of a GenBank genome assembly.
AUGGCGGACUCGACGUCUCCGAUCCGAGCAGAAAUGGUGGAAGCGGCGCGGAAAUUCAUGCUGACUCCGAAAGUGAAAGAGACGCCUUUCGAGGAGCAGCGGCAGUUUCUGAUCGGAAAAGGAGUGACGGACGCGGAAAUCGCCGAGGCGAGGGCCUCCAUUCCGCCCGAACAGCUCAGAACUCAAAUUGGGAUCAACGGGAAUGGAGGACAGAUGUACAUGGGUCAUCCGCCCACGCAACAGAAUAAGUACGGUUUGGAGACGAUUUUUGAAUUCGUUUUCGAAAAAUUCACUUACAAUAUGGGCGUGGCGCUUUAUGGCUCGCUUUUGCGCUUGAGAAAUUAGUCUUGGCCUGUACAAUUAUGACUAGUUUGACUAGUUUGACUAGGUGACUAGCUAUGGAAAAAUGUGGAACUCGAAACAGAAAUAAUUUUUAAUUGCUUUUCCAUCUGCAGAAUCGUCUCCCUGGCCCAAUCGGCCGUGGUGCUCGGAUCGAUUUCCUAUGCCGGAUAUCGAUUUGUCCGCUCGUACGUUCUGCCACGAUUCUUCGAUAUUCCCGAUCCGGCGACCGAGGAAAUUCGACAAUUACAGGUCAGAUUUACGGGUCUUCGUUAUUAUUUUUCAUAUAAGAAAGUAGCAGGAUUCCUGUAAAAAUUUGUUUAAAAAGUGCAAAUGUUUUAUGUCGCCAAAAAACGAGAGUUAUAUAAGUGGAUUUCUAUUGGAGAAUGAUAGGAAAUUACAUUUUUUUUUUUUCAUUUCAAAGACAAGAUACAUGUUUGCAGUCGCAAGUGAACGAUCUCCAGAAUUCGAUCAAGUUUAUAAUGGACAGUGUCUCGCAAACGACUCAACAACUGGCGACGCAACAAGCCGAAAUAUCGAGAGCCCUUUAUUCGGUGGCCAAUCGAGACGCCGAUUUGAACAGGGUCGAGGUACGCUUUCGCCUUUUUUUAAAUAGAAAUUUUGGAAUAUAAUUCGCUGACAACUGACAAAAGCUGGGCAUUGGGCCGGUGUGGACUUUUGACCCACUUGCAAUGAUCAAAUCGGGACCAAACUUUGCAGGCUUUUUGGACAUGGAUGGAAGUAUAUUGGGACCACGUUUCAGACCGACCCGAUUAUUCACGGCCGAGUGCUUGAGGGCCGAUUUUUUCUAAUGAUGAUCCGUUCGGUCUGAAACUUGGGCCCAACAUUUUUCAAUUUUUUAGUCCGAGUGAGAGCACUAGAAUUUCGAGCCAAAACUGCAUAUAUAUAUAUAUAUAUAAUUUUUCUGAAAGUGGAAAAAAGACGUAUCAGAAAUUGCAUUUGGAAAAUGUGAAUUGUUCAUUCUCCAGAGCGGAAUCUCGACAAUAAAAAGUCUUCUGCUGAGCCAACACAAUUUCGCGCCGAUCGUCGCUCCGAGCGUGACUUCGUCGAUUCCCUCAUGGCAACAGGUACUGCAAAACAAAAAAGAUGAAUGAAUGAAAUGUGCCAUUGUUUACAGAGCGCAAUUCCGACGACUGCCACGUCGAUGACGACGACGACGACGACGUCAGAAGCGGCUUCCGGAUACGCGACGCCGCCGGCGAACUUCCGCGAAGCCUCUUUGGCCGACGAACUGGCCGGAAUCGAUGACAUCGAGGAGGCCAUCUGA